AGAAGGAGCAUGUCAGUGCUCGGAGGCCCUUCCUGGAUUUGUCACUCCACGGCCAAGACCAACCUUUUGCUGUGGAUGGGGCUGGCGUCCAUCUAUGUGGCCACCAUUCAGGCCCAGCAGCAUCCUGUGGUCACAACCAAUUAUGGAAAAUUGCGGGGAGUGAAGGUUACCUUACCCAAUGAGAUCCUGGGACCAGUGGAGCAGUAUUUGGGGAUACCGUAUGCGCUGGCCCCGACUGGGGAACGAAGGUUCCAGCCACCAGAGCCACCCAUGUCCUGGCCGAGCAUCAGGAAUGCUACUCAGUUUGCUCCGGUUUGUCCUCAGUUCUUAGAGGACCGCUUUUUGCUCAAUGAUAUGCUCCCUGUGUGGUUCACCGCCAACUUGGAUACAGUGGUAACCUAUGUGCAGGAGCAGAGCGAGGACUGCCUUUAUCUGAACAUCUACGUCCCCACAGAAGACGACAUCCAUGAUGAGAACGGGUUAAAGCCAGUCAUGGUUUACAUCCAUGGAGGCUCCUACAUGGAGGGAACCGGCAACAUGAUUGAUGGCAGCAUCCUGGCCAGCUAUGGAAACGUCAUUGUCAUCACAAUCAACUACCGGCUUGGAGUUCUGGGGUUUCUAAGCACAGGAGACCAGGCAGCCAAGGGCAACUACGGCCUGUUGGAUCAAAUCCAGGCUCUCAGGUGGAUAAAAGAAAAUAUCCAGGCCUUUAAAGGAGACCCGAAGAGAGUGACCAUUUUUGGCUCUGGUGCCGGAGCAUCGUGCGUCAGCCUGCUCACCCUUUCACAUUACUCAGAAGAUCUGUUCCAGAAAGCUAUCAUCCAGAGUGGCACAGCACUAUCCAGCUGGGCGGUCAACUACCAACCUGCCAAGUACACGCGAGCCCUGGCUGAAAAGGUGGGCUGCAACAUGCUGGACACCAUCGACCUGGUAGAGUGCCUGCAGAACAAGAAUUACAAGGAGCUGAUUGAGCAGUACAUCACACCUGCAAAGUACCACAUUGCCUUCGGGCCUGUGAUUGAUGGGGAUGUCAUCCCGGAUGACCCCCAGAUCCUCAUGGAGCAAGGAGAGUUCCUUAACUACGAUAUCAUGCUGGGCGUCAAUCAGGGUGAGGGGUUUAAAUUCGUAGAUGGCAUCGUUGACAGUGAGGACGGGGUAUCUGCCAAUGAUUUUGAUUUUGCUGUGUCAGACUUUGUGGAUCAUCUCUAUGGCUACCCAGAGGGCAAGGACACUCUGCGUGAGACCAUCAAAUUCAUGUACACAGAUUGGGCAGACAAGGAGAACCCAGAGACCCGGCGCAAGACCCUGGUGGCUCUGUUCACUGACCACCAGUGGGUGGCGCCAGCUGUGGCUACAGCUGACCUCCAUGCCCAGUAUGGCUCGCCCACCUAUUUCUACGCUUUCUACCAUCACUGUCAGAGCGACAUGAAGCCCAGUUGGGCCGACUCAGCCCACGGUGAUGAAGUACCGUACGUGUUUGGAAUCCCCAUGAUUGGCCCCACAGAUCUCUUCAACUGCAACUUCUCCAAGAAUGAUGUGAUGCUGAGUGCCGUCGUCAUGACUUACUGGACAAACUUUGCUAAAACAGGAGAUCCAAACCAACCAGUUCCACAAGAUACAAAGUUCAUCCAUACAAAACCCAACCGGUUUGAAGAAGUAGCCUGGACCAAGUACAACCCCAAAGACCAACUCUAUCUUCACAUUGGUCUCAAACCUCGAGUCAGAGACCACUACCGUGCUACCAAGGUCGCUUUCUGGUUAGAACUAGUUCCGCAUCUACACAACAUUAAUGAAUUUUUUCAAUACGUAUCCACAACCACCAAGAUACCUCCGCAGGACACCACCCCCUACCCCUAUACCAAACGGUUCCCUGGCAAAAACAACUGGCCUUCCACCACCCGCCAUCCAGGUGUCCCACCUGCCAACACCAAACAGACCACUGACCAGCGCAAGAGUGGCGACCUGACUGAUGAGUCUACUGUGGUAAUCGAGACCAAGAGGGACUACUCCACUGAGCUCAGUGUCACCAUUGCAGUUGGAGCCUCCCUGCUCUUUCUGAACAUCCUCGCCUUUGCUGCACUCUACUACAAGAAAGACAAGCGAAGGCACGAGUCCAACCACCGCAUCUCCACCCCACAGCGCAACUCUGCUCCAACCAACACGCCCUCCACCACUAAUAACGUGGCCCACCUGCAGAGCGAGGAGCUGAUGUCUCUGCAGAUGAAGCAGCAGCAGCUGGAGCACGAGCAUCACCACGAGUGUGAGUCCCUGCAGACCCAUGACACACUGCGUCUGACCUGCCCACCAGACUACACCCUCACCCUGCGCCGAUCACCUGAUGACAUACCCCUGAUGACGCCCAGCACCAUCACUAUGAUCCCCAACUCACUGGCUGGCAUGCAGCCUCUGCACAACUUCAAUACUUUCGGUGGCAGCCAGAACAGUACCAACUUACCCCACGGCCACUCCACCACGAGAGUAUAGCUCCACUGAGACUGGAAGGCACCAGAUUUCUUACGGAUCAGCAACUAACCUUGCAAGGCAUAUGAUAAGAUAAAAGUGUGUGAAGCACAGACUCACAAGAUGUUAUUUUGCUACCAUGCCUUCUUAUAAAGUAUAUACAGUAUAUAUUGAUCACAAAGUCAUGAAAAUAUUAAAAGUGAAUGUUACUAUAGUAAUAACUCUGUUUGGAGCUAAGCUUCAUGAAAGAGUUUCAAGAAAUUUUACCAAAAGACAUGGUGACAAGGGGAUGACUGUUAAUAUUCUUACAACACAAAAUAAAGAGUUUGAGUGGGACACACAAGCGUUUUGUGCUAUACAUACACUAUAGGAAGACAGUGGUGGAAGGGGUUGUUGAAAAGCAGCAAUCGAACAUUUGGAACAUCAUCUGUUAAUGAUCCAUGCAUCAGACACCUGACCUGACUGGCACAGAAUUAUACACCCCAGCCUGAAAUGUAUUUAUGGAAACUUUGUAAAAAAAAAAAAUUUAAAAAGAAAGAAAGAAAGAAAAAAGGUAUAUAGUUGUGCGUGGAAAUUUUAAAUUUCAUAAGGAAAAAAAUACAUUAAAAGAGCUCCUAUUAUUAUUCUUUUGGCUGAGAUACUUUGGGUUUUUCUAGCUUGUGCUUUCUGUUUAGGUGCGUGUAAAUAUAACUGAACAUUAUUCAUUGUUUUUCUGAUUACAACCUGUGUUUCAUUGUUUUUUUCACAGAACAACCAAAAUGCAAACACAAUCCCAUCUUUGGAGAGUUACACACACUGCGUUUGCAGGUCAUCACAUACGCUACCGUCUUGUGUGUUGCUUUGUUUCCUCUCUUUUGACAGUGCUUGUCCAGAAGAGCUUUACUCUACAUUUUCAGACAUAUCUCCUGUCUGAGAAUGAGGAGUGACUUGAUCCGAUCACCUACUGUCACCUAAUGUAACGCUUCUGAUCAUUUUCUUUGUGGGCUUUUUCUGUCUUGCAAUCUCAGCACUGCCUGCUUACAAUGUGACCAGCAAUGUAUUAUUUAGAAAUAAAAAAGGCAGUGAA
Messenger RNA from Micropterus dolomieu (smallmouth bass), 3526 nucleotides. Its product is annotated as neuroligin-4, X-linked-like. Bases 10 to 2484 code for a protein of 824 amino acids. Gene Ontology annotation, biological process: synaptic vesicle endocytosis; neuron cell-cell adhesion; postsynaptic membrane assembly. NCBI's taxonomy places the organism in Eukaryota, Metazoa, Chordata, Actinopteri, Centrarchiformes, Centrarchidae. Gene Ontology annotation, molecular function: neurexin family protein binding; signaling receptor activity. Gene Ontology annotation, cellular component: synapse; postsynaptic specialization membrane; cell surface. The record is from RefSeq and is a predicted model, not a curated record. The transcript is spliced from 5 exons.